This is a messenger RNA of Meloidogyne enterolobii, 591 nucleotides long. NCBI's taxonomy places the organism in Eukaryota, Metazoa, Nematoda, Chromadorea, Rhabditida, Meloidogynidae. The record is from the annotation of a GenBank genome assembly.
UGUCAGCCUGGAAAGCAUACAAAGCACUUUUAACAAAAAGAGAAAAUUUAGUGAAAGCAAUGCAAGAUCCAAGAGUAAAAACAACUAUUAGCUCAAAUGGCUUCUCCUGCGCCACCUCUUGGACCAGCGCUUGGGCAAAGAGGUGUUAACGUUGGGAAUUUUUGCAAAGAAUUUAAUACUGUGACUGAAAGCAUUAAAAACGCCACAAUUUUGCCUGUUACUGUCCAUGUAAAACCUGACAGAACAUAUGAAAUUGAGAUAGAAACUCCUACAACAAAAUGGUUGUUAAUGCAGGCGGCUGGAAUUCGAAGAGAAAAACAGGAAGACGGCGAGAUUACCGGAAAACUUUCUGUAAAACACAUUUAUGAAAUUGCAAAAAUUAAAUCGACUGAUAAAGCUAUGAUUGGUGUUCCAUUAAAGGAAAUUUGCCAACUAGUUAUUGAAAGAGCUUCAGAAAUUGGAAUUAAAAUACAAUACGAGGAUUUAAACCCUGAUGAAUAUAAAGAAUUUUUGGAUAUGCGCCGCGAAGUUGUUAAACAACAAUUGGAAGAAAUUGCAAAACAAGAAGCAGCAAAACUUUUGAGAAUUUAA